Messenger RNA from Vespa mandarinia (Asian giant hornet), 3066 nucleotides. RefSeq names its product ubiquitin specific protease 16/45 (gene Usp16-45). Gene Ontology annotation, molecular function: zinc ion binding; cysteine-type deubiquitinase activity. The record is from RefSeq and is a predicted model, not a curated record. NCBI's taxonomy places the organism in Eukaryota, Metazoa, Arthropoda, Insecta, Hymenoptera, Vespidae. Gene Ontology annotation, biological process: protein deubiquitination. Gene Ontology annotation, cellular component: nucleus; cytosol.
UGAGAAGAAUGUUCGUAGGUAUUUUAAUAGUGUUGACUGAUUCGUACACGUGUAUGUUCUGUAAAAAAAAAAAUAUAAAAAUCAUAAGUGUUGAUUAAUAAUUAUUAUUGUCGAUCAGUAAUGGAUAACAGAAAAAUGAGUAAGAAACGUAGACGAAGGGAUUUUAAUGGUGAAGUAAGCGGAGGAUCUACUGGAUCUUCACAAGAAUCUAUUACAGAUAAAUCUUGCCCUCAUCUGAACAAAGCAUUCAUUUUUAAUAGUAUCAAAAAGCAUACAAAAAGGACUGGCAUACGUGCUGAAUGUUUAACUUGUAAAAAGGAAAAGACUUUAAUGGAACAUACAAAUGAGACAGAACAGUCGGAUGUUGAUAUUUGGAUAUGUUUGCUGUGUGGCGAACAAAAUUGUGGAAUAAAAAAUGAGCGACAUUCUCAAAAGCAUUAUGAAAAGCCUCACAGUGAUAGUCACUAUAUUGCAAUAAAUAUAAAUGAUUGGAAUAUAUGGUGUUAUAGAUGCUCCAAAGAAAUAACCCUCGAGCACAGAAGGAAGACGGAGUUAGUAGAUUUUAUACAAAAAUCUUUAUUGAAAUCACCAACAACUUCUCAACAAACCAAAGCGACUGCAGCUAAGAAUCAAAAAGUAAUAAAUAAUGUAAAUAAUGUAAAUAAUGUAAAUAAUGUAAAUAAUGUAAAUAAAGAUAAAGAGAAAGGUCUAAACAACUUGCCGAAAGUUAUGGGUUUACAUAAUUUGGGAAACACCUGUUUUUUCAAUGCUGUACUUCAAUGCUUAGCAAGAACACCAUACUUAGUUAAAGUAUUGGAUGAUUUAUGUACACCAGGAGAAAAAAUUAUUCUACCUGGAGGAAAAUUUAAACCUGACCCUAAUGGAGACGAAAUAGAAUUGCCACCUAUAGAGGGUGAAUUAGAAGGAGGUGGUCAGUUUACCUCGAUUCUGUGUAAAACAUUAACAGAAAUGCAAAAUUGUACUUCCCAACAGUCAUUUAGUCCACAAGAGCUUCUAAAUACAUUUAAGAAAAAAGCUAUGCAAUGUAUGGACGGUGGACAACAUGAUUCUCACGAAUUACUUAGACAUUUAUUAGAAUUAGUACGGAAUGAAGAUGUCAGGAGGUACCAAUCCGUUAUAAUGAAAGAACUUCGUUUAAGUAAAAAAACAAUACCGGAAACUGUUGAAAAUAGCAUAAAAGCAAAAGUGAAAUUCUAUGGUAAUCAAGUAAAUACAAAAUUACUUGGUCCAGAACCAGUGUUUAUGGGUGUUUUAGUAUCAACUUUGGAAUGUAUGAAGUGUAAUCAUUCUUCACAAUGUACUGAACCAUUUCUAGACUUGAGUUUACCAGUUGCAGCGGAUAAGCCACAACCUCCUGUAUUUAAAAGAAAAAAUAACGGUUUAGAUGAAACUUUUGAUAUAACGGGUAACAGUUAUCCUAAUACUGUAUCAAAACAACAAUUAAAAAAGGAAAGAAAGGCUUCUAGAAAAAAUAGAAAAAAUAGAAAUAUUACUGCUGACUAUUACUACAAUGAUAUAAUAAAACAUAAUAAGAUUAUUGAAGAAAAUGGUGUAUUAGAAUCAGAGAGCGAUGCAGACAUAGAAGAUAAUGUAGAAGGUGAGAAUACAAUGGCAGAAGUUGGAGAAUCUGGAUAUAGUUCAGAGAAAGCUUCAGCUGUUGUUAGUCCUAUAUCUCCUACCAACAAUCAAAUUGAUAAUCAAAGGAGAACGUCAUCUGAAACUCUUAAUGUAUCUAGAAAGAACAGUUUAGUUUUAAAAUCAAUAGAUAAUUUGAAGACUCCUUUAAAUAACGAUACCGUUACUGUCAGUGCCUUAAACAAUUCUAAUCCAUCUGACGUAUCAAUGGCAGAUAUAACAAAGAUACGACUUUCUUCGGAAGCUGAAAAAAUUGAAAAUUUAGAAAGUAAUGAAAAUGAGAACAAUGGACGCACAGAACUAUCUCAUUCCACAUCUAUAAUAAUUCAUUCUGAAUUAACUAGUCCUGAUGUUUCAACUGUGAGUCCUUUAAGCAGUUCUAUAACAUCAAAGGAUAGUCCUAUGAGUCCGUUGUCUAAUAUGCCAAAUGGAGAUGAAGGUGAAGAAAUAGAUAGGCUACUCUCUGGAUUAGAUAAAACUGAUUCUAGUACAAAUAUAGAAACAUCAUCAGCUUCAAUUGUUAAAACGAAGAAAGAAACUUUUACGAUCGAACAUAAUGAAAAACAGUCGAAAAAUUGUAAUUCAGAAAAAGAAGUUAACGUUGGUAUUAACGAUAUAACAUCUGGACUUUCACGAUUGGGUAUAACAAAUAGUACACAUCAUUCUCCAACAAAAUAUCCUAGAAAAGAAGAAGAAUAUUCGAUAGGAUCGUGUUUAAAUCAAUUCACGACAUUAGAACUUAUGAGUGGCAGUAACGAAGUAGGAUGUGAACAAUGCACUGAAGCAGAGAAAAAGAUUAAAGUAAACUGCACAAAAAUGAUAUGCACGCCUCACACCAAGCAGUACCUUAUAUCACGUGUUCCACCGGUCUUGAUUUUACAAUUAAAAAGAUUUCAAGCGCAAAGAGUUACUUUUCGUAAAGUGACAAGGCGUGUCGCAUUUCCACUUGUAUUUGACUUAUCUCCAGUUUGUAAAAAUAGUAGGAAACAACGAUUCUAUGCUCUUUACGGCGUAGUUGAGCAUUAUGGUUCAACGAUAGAUGGAGGUCAUUAUAUUGCUUAUGUCAAAACAAGAGCACCAUUAAGUUCAAAUGAUCCACGAUGGUCGUUCUUACCUAGAAAAGAUGCCAAAGAUGUUGUCGAGGAGAUAUCUAACGAUAAAAAUCCUGAAUUAGAAGAAGCAACAGCCAAAAUCGCGGAUACAAUACCACCGCCACCUCCAGGCAAAUGGUAUUCUGUUUCCGAUGCACGAAUAAUAGAAGUUGAUGAAUCUACUGUACUCCGCUGUCAAGCUUAUCUCCUAUUUUAUGAAAGGAUUCUCUGAAAAUUAUUUAUUAAUUUAAAAAUCUUGAACUUCGUUUAGAAACUAAUGUUUCCGUGAACUUGAUAUAUAUAUAUAUAUUAUAUAUAU